Molecule: messenger RNA, 1709 nt
Organism: Prorocentrum cordatum
Lineage: Eukaryota; Dinophyceae; Prorocentrales; Prorocentraceae
Source: the annotation of a GenBank genome assembly
GGCGCCCGCCCACAGCCCGAGCGCGCGCGCGAGUGGCCUGGUUCCGCCGCCGCCACCGCCCAGCAGGCAGUGGCGACCAGAGGAUACCUCAGAAGUUCGAACUCGCCUACGGCAGGCGCACUGGGACCAGCGCUACCGCCUGCGAGCCCAUCAACGACCAGGCGAUCGCCAGCCCGCUCGACGAGCGACCUCGCCCCCCCCCGCCCCGCUCGCAAGCGACCGGGACGACCGCCGGGACAGCUGCUACAUCAAUCGGACCUGCGGCUCGCCCAGCAGUAGCACCGCCACUUUGGCACGACCCGUCCGACGCGACGACGGCGGCAGCGGCGACCCCAGAGGAGCAGGGGCAGCAGAGAGCGUCAAGAGCGCAGGGGAGGCUGCCCCCGCCGGCGCACCCCCAGAAGUCCGGGAAUUCUGGCAGCGCUGUCAGUGAGCAACGGAAGAGCCAGAAGGGCGGCGUCGGAGGCACCUCCGCAGAAGGCCAGCAGAACGGACGAGAAGCAGCAGGCCGCCAAGGACGAGGACGUCAACAUGGAGCAGACCCUCAAGGACACGGGCAAGGGCAAGACUGAGAAGACCCGCCGCGGGGGCAAGCGCCACAACCGCAAAGGCAUCCAUACGGAGAAGACAUGGUCCCUGAAGGACGCCAGCCUACGCGAGUUGAUGGAGUCUUUGCUGAGCCUUCAAACGGCUCAGCGCCAGAGGCUGACGUCCAGCAGGGUGAUCGACACGUUCACGGCGCCUGGGACGCACCCCGCCGCGAAGAGCUUGCAGGCCGGGUUCGAGGCGUUCAAAGCAGUAGUCUCGGUCGCGAGCAGGGAGGCGAUGCUCCCAAGAAGGUCGGAUCCCCGGCGGCGGGCAUGGCGGUGGCCUUCCUGGAGGGGCUCCUGGAGAGCGACGUGGGGGGGAAGGCGAAGGCCGAGAUCAACGCGCACAUGGACAAAGUGCAGCCACCGAUGGAAGGGAUCGCGCCCACCGUCAGCAAGCUGGACAUGGAUCUCGUGAUCCAGGCCAUCCGGGUGGAGAAGACCCACGACGAGAACGUGGCCAAGAUCAUCGUCGCCGCCCCUUUUCUAGGAACUACGCGAAGUCGUCAGUUGAACCUUCCUGAACAAAAGAGUCGUAACCAGGCACGCGGGCCCCGCGCCGCCGGGAUGGCUGGAGGACGAGGUAUCAAUGUGGUUGGACGCCUUGCAGUGACCCAGCCGAGCGAAGCCUUGUCCAGCAGCCUGACCCCGAUUUAUUUCGUGCGCGGCGAGACGCUGCCUGCCACCCUCCCUUCCUCUCGGCGCUUGGCCUCUUCGACUGAUGAGUACUGGCGCUCCCUCGGACUCUAAGGUAGCUCGCUGACGGGUGCACGGGAAUCUUCUGAAUAGGCAUGCCGUGCAGACAUGGGGAAUCUCAAGCAGAGGUGAAGACAGGAACUUGCAACUACCAAGCAAGACCUCUGCUGGAAUUUGCCCUUGGGGUCCCUGGCGGCGGGCCGCCCGAAUGGCGGGCCGUUUCGAUGCUCGUUCGACGCCCGCACGAUGUCUGUAGCAGGCUGGGCCUGCACGCCGCGCGCCUGACCACCAUGCCGGUAAGGCUCGACGCCAGCGACGGGCACUGGCACUACUAUACAUUAUACACCAUUUUCUUGGAUUGGCUCGGCAUUGCCCCGAUGUUGCGUUGCUGCUGCUCCUCCUCCUCCUCCUCCUCCUCCUCCUCCU